AUGGAAAUGAAUGUGGAUCAAGUGAAUGAGGGUAUAAAGGUUAUCGGUGAUUUGGGUGAUAUUCAAAUUGCGGAAAUAAGUGACAAUGAAGAAUGUGAAAAACCAGUCCCUUCGAAGGACUUAUCGAUUAUCCCUAAAUCCCUUCUUCAAAGCUCUACAGUACCAGUUUUUGGAAAUAUAUCUGUGAGUGACUCAGAUAACGUGCAAUUCGGUAACAACACUUAUUUCAAUGGUCCUGUAACAAUUAAGCAAGUGAUAAAGAACAAUGGUGUUGAAAAUGCUUCUUAUACUGUAACUGAUGACGAAAAAGAUAGUGGAGUAUCUCCACGGUCUAAAUCUGGAGAUAAAAAAACUCAAAAGACACAGAAGUUUACUAGAUGGAAUAAAAACCAUAUAAUAGGACUAAGUUUUGGAAUAUUAAUUGUAGUGCUCAUUAUAACCCUCACAGUAAAUUAUGUACUAUAUCAAAAUUCACAAACAACACAGAGUUCCACUAAACCAGAGGCAUAUAACUCAACUUGCAAUAGAGUAUUGGGUGUCUGCGAUGAGAAUGUUCAAAUGGUUGUGUUAUCCAUCAUAUUACAAUUAACAAUCAUGUUGGUUUUCCUAUCAUUACUAACACGAGGUGGUCCAGUACUUGAUAAGAAUAAUCAUGAAAAUUGUGUAAAGCACUGUACAAACUUGUGCACUAACGAAGGUGGACCAGAUAUUAUAUCGCCUGAAUACCUUCGCUUCGUAUCUAGGAUUGAUUGGCUAGCGCAGCCAGAAGAAGGCGCAUUGGAUCUCUUAAAACUACCAGCACCGUGGGUGAUAAUCACGCACACUGCCACAGAGACUUGUAAGAGCCAGAGUGAAUGUGUACUGCGUGUGCGUUCGAUACAAACCUUUCACAUUGAAUCCCGAGGGUGGUAUGACAUCGGAUACAAUUUCUUAGUCGGCGGCGACGGAUCCAUCUACUACGGUAGGGGAUGGGACUACAUAGGCUCCCAUACACUGUACUACAACAAGUACUCUAUAGGAAUUGCAUUCAUAGGAACAUUUAACACCAUUGUACCCCCAAAGCGUCAAAUAGAAGCGUGCCAAAGAUUAAUUAAACUAGGUGUUAAGUUAGGAAAAAUUGCGAAGGACUAUAAAUUAUUAGCCCAUAGACAACUUAUGUCUACACUAAGCCCCGGUGACACAGUGUUUAAUGUAAUCAAAACAUGGCCGAAUUUCGUUUCUAACUUCACGUCGGUCGAUGACAUCUUGCCGAGGUAUUGA
Pieris macdunnoughi is the source of this 1260-nucleotide messenger RNA. The record is from the annotation of a GenBank genome assembly. NCBI's taxonomy places the organism in Eukaryota, Metazoa, Arthropoda, Insecta, Lepidoptera, Pieridae.